CUAUCUACAGACAAAAACAUCAAACGCUAUCAAGGCUGAUCUCGCUACAAAUACACGGAGGUGUAACACCUCAUGAAUUUAAUAGUCAAAGACUGAUUUCACGCGAUAUCGCAACAUUUCUACAGAGUUUUCGCAUCACGCGCGCGCGCGCGGUGUGUGUGUGUGUGUGUGCGUGUGUAUCGUGCACGAAGGAAACAUUUCAAUCACACGUGUGCGCAAGAAAGGGAAAAUGUCUUUGAUCAACAGAUUUAUGGUUGUUGUCAAACGAAAGCCUCAAUACAAUAAUUUCUAUCGAGUGUCUAGAUAUUCGACGUCGAGCUUCAACGAGAAACAAAACAAUCGUAACGAUUCGAUCACAAAGUCAGUAUUCAUAUCGCAGUCCACUGAUGUAUUCACCAAUCUAGCGUUAGAGGAUUGGUUCUACAAGAACCAAGAUUUUACAAAUCAUCACGUGUUACUUCUAUGGCGUAACAAUCCGUGUAUAGUGAUCGGACGCCAUCAGAACCCGUGGAUCGAGCACAAUACCCAGCUAGCUGAGAAACGUGGUGUAGUACUGGUCCGACGUAACAGUGGUGGCGGUACUGUCUACCAUGACCGUGGUAAUUUGAAUUUGUCGUUCUUCACACCGCGGGAACGAUAUAACCGGAAAUACAAUCUGGAAAUCAUAACCAGAGCUUUGUACCGGGAAUGGGGUGUCGAAGCGGAGGUUAACAAACGCGACGACAUCGUUGUCGAAGAGAAGUACAAAGUAUCCUUUCGCAUAUCGGGUACCGCGGCGAAAUUAGGACGUCCUAACGCAUAUCAUCACUGCACGCUAUUGGUCAACGUUAAUAAAACAGCUUUAAACUUGUCACUGGAGAAAAAAGAGAAUGGUAUAGAAACAAAUGCUACAACGUCCACGCGUUCUCCGAUAAAAAAUUUAGUUGAUAUAAAUUCUCACAUCCAGAUGGACAAACUCAUUACCGCGAUAGGCUGGGAAUAUCUUCGCACUAACGCUCUCGUUCUAGAAGACGGUGGACAGGAACUCAUUCAACGUCAAAAAGGAUUUCAAUACAUCAAUCCCACCGAAGAUUGGUUUCCAGGAUUGGACAAAUUAAUAAGCGAGUUUCGUUCCUGGGAAUGGAAUUACGGUAAAACACCGAAAUUCAUGGUAACACGUGUUGUAGAUGUGCCUGCCGAAGACAACAAAAUCCAUCGAUUCAAUUUGGUGCUAGAAAUUGAAAACGGCAUCAUUGAAGAAAUUAAGAUGAAAUUGCCAGCCGAUUUGGUAUCGAGAGACUUUAACGAAGACGUGAGCGUGAUAACUAAUUUACGUGGCUCGAGAUACGAUCACGAAGUAAUGGAAAAUAUAAUAACCGCGAUCGGUUGUAAAACUGUAACGCUGAACACGAGUCAAACUGUAGAUAAAAGUAAUAUGAUUGCUACGCAAUGAUUAAACCCGACGAACAAUCACAAUGAUUGUACUUAAAUUAUCGUUGUAUUGAAAACAUUAUUUUUGUAUUUUAGUUCCACUGAAAGAUUAAUUCUUUCCAAUGUGUAAUAUACUGUAACAUAAAUGAUAAAACAGAAAAAAAAGAUGCAUUUUAGAUUAUGUACUCUUUGACUUUAUAUUUUUGCAUUAUUAAUAUAUAUAUAUAUAUAUAUAUACGUGUUACUUGUGUAUUCUUCUUGUUAAUAAAUAUUACUCUUGUUAAUGAAA
Messenger RNA from Frieseomelitta varia, 1699 nucleotides. It is a transcript of the gene Lipt1, whose product is annotated as lipoyltransferase 1, mitochondrial. Gene Ontology annotation, cellular component: cytoplasm; mitochondrion. Gene Ontology annotation, biological process: protein lipoylation. The record is from RefSeq and is a predicted model, not a curated record. Bases 230 to 1432 code for a protein of 400 amino acids. Lineage: Eukaryota; Metazoa; Arthropoda; Insecta; Hymenoptera; Apidae. The transcript has 4 exons. Gene Ontology annotation, molecular function: lipoyltransferase activity.